Messenger RNA from Prunus armeniaca (apricot), 978 nucleotides. NCBI's taxonomy places the organism in Eukaryota, Viridiplantae, Streptophyta, Magnoliopsida, Rosales, Rosaceae. The record is from the annotation of a GenBank genome assembly.
AUGACGCGGCAAUCCACCUUUAUAUUUCAUCACACAUCUCAUCCAUGGAGCAGGAAUCGGCUUCUGAUUUGGAUGCUCUGCUUUCUACGACAAUUUAAGAGUUCCAUACAGAGAUCUGAUUACUUGGCUCUGCGUUUGGGCUUCAUCAGUAAGCACAAACUUCCACUUUCUUACAAUUUUCAUAAAUAUAUGGUCCGGAGUAUGGAAGAUGAAUUUCAGGGCAUUCUGGGUAUUAGCUGGCCACUUUGGGGAUAUGCCAUAGUGUGCAUUUUCGUAAAUAUUCAUGGGCCAGCUACCAGGACUCAAGUAAAGCCACGUGAUGAUUUGUUUUGGUUUGGGAAACCGGUGAUACUACUGAGGUUGAUACAGUUCAUCAUAUUUCAGAAUGCAUUUGAGAUGGCAACCUUUCUCUGGUCCUUGUGGGGACUUAAGGAGAGAUCAUGCUUCAUGAAAAACCACUUAAUGAUAGUUAUCCGGUUGACCUCUGGUGUUCUUGUUCAGUUCUGGUGUAGCUACAGCACAGUGCCUCUGAACGUAAUUGUCACACAGAUGGGAUCACGGUGCAAGAAAGCUCUGGUUGCCGAGAGUGUCAGAGAUUCACUCCAUAGCUGGUGCAAGAGAGUAAAGGAGAGGUCUAGACGCGAUUCUGUGCAUUCGCAUGCUACAAGGUCAGUUUGUUCACUUGAUACGACAAUUGAUGAGAGAGAUGAAAUAACAGUUGCAUCUGGCACUUUGUCUCGGAGCUCUUCCUUGGACUCACUCCAUCAAGUAACUGUAGCGUCAGCGGAACAGCCUGAAGCUGUUCUUGAGCCGUCUGAACCACCUCAACAUGAAUACUCAUUCCGAGUGGAAGAGUAUUUAUCUGAAUCGGUAAGAAUUAGUGCAUCACAACCUCCAACCAUCAGUGACGAAGAUGAUGAAGGCAAUGGAAUGGAAGAAAAGGUGGAUACUCUUUUAGAGUUGUUUCAGAAAACAUGA